This is a messenger RNA of Amphiprion ocellaris (clown anemonefish), 858 nucleotides long. Its product is annotated as cytochrome P450 2J2-like. The coding region runs from base 58 to 858 and encodes 266 amino acids. Gene Ontology annotation, molecular function: oxidoreductase activity, acting on paired donors, with incorporation or reduction of molecular oxygen, reduced flavin or flavoprotein as one donor, and incorporation of one atom of oxygen; iron ion binding; heme binding. Gene Ontology annotation, cellular component: cytoplasm; intracellular membrane-bounded organelle. The transcript is spliced from 6 exons. The record is from RefSeq and is a predicted model, not a curated record. Gene Ontology annotation, biological process: xenobiotic metabolic process. NCBI's taxonomy places the organism in Eukaryota, Metazoa, Chordata, Actinopteri, Pomacentridae.
ACCUGCAUGUAGGAUUGAACUGUGGCUCCUCAGGGGGGUAUCUGAAAUAUUUUAAUCAUGAUCUUUCAGGCUAUUUUUGAUUCAAUGAACUUCACUAGUCGGCUGCUUUUUGGUUUUGCAUUGCUGCUUUUGACUGAUGUGAUGAAAAACUGGAAGCCUCACAACUUUCCUCCUGGACCCUGGGCUGUGCCUUUUCUGGGAAAUAUCUUCACUGGACUUGACUUUAAAACAGCAGAGAAGAAUAAACAGGAUCCCCAGGCUGGCUUCAACUUGGAAACGCUGGCAGUUUGCACCCUCGACCUGAUCGAGGCUGGAACAGAAACGGCUGCCACAACUUUACGUUGGGCCCUCGUACACAUGAUGAACUACCCAGAGAUACAGGAGAAAGUCCAGGCGGAGAUGGACAGAGUGAUUGGACAGUCUCGUCAACCCACACUGGCCGACAGACACAACCUGCCCUACACUGAUGCUGUCAUCCAUGAGAGCCAGCGGUUGGGAAACGUAGUUCCCAUGGGAUUCCCAAAAAUGGCCAGUAAAGACAGUACGCUGGGAGGAUACUUCAUUCCCAAGGUCACGGCUAUUAGUACGAGCCUUGCAUCUGUGCUGUUUGAUAAGAAUGAGUGGGCAAUUCCAGAUGUAUUCAAUCCCGAGCAUUUCUUGGAUUCAAAGGGCCAGUUCCUUAGAAGGGAUGCCUUCCUACCAUUUUCAGCAGGUAAACGUGUGUGUGUCAGGGAACAUCUGGCCAGAAUGGAGUUAUUCCUUUUCUUUACGUCUCUCCUCCAACACUUCACCUUCUCUGCUGUUCCCGGAGAAAUGCCCAGUCUGGAGGGUGUGAUGGGCUUCACUCAUGAAUUUUGA